GUCUGUCUGUCUGUCUCUCUCUCACACACACACACACACACACACACACACACACACACACACACACACACACACACACACACACACCAUUCAAUAAACUCCCAACAGUUGAUUAUCACCUCCAGCAUCAAGUGUAAAAUCCUCUCCUUGGCACUCAAAGCCUUUCCUAACCUGACCUCCUCUUACUUUAACAAUCUUCUGACACCCUGUUAUUUAAGAACACUACUGGCCUUACUUUUCCUGGAACAAGACACUCCAUCUCUCUACUCUGUGUAUUUUCACUUGUUCUUCUCAAAGCCUAGAACACUCUUCACUCAUCGCCGUUCUCCUGGCUUCCUUCAAGUCUCAGUUAUUCUAAAAUCCCAUCUUCUGAAGGAAAAAAAAAGUCUUUCCCCACCCUCCUUAAUCGUAGUGCCUUUUCCUCAGAGACUAUUCCCAAUUUAUUUUGCAAAUAUCUUGUUUGUAAAAAGUUGUUAGUCUCCCGCUUUAGACCGCGCUCUUGGAGAAGAGAGACUCAUGUCUUUUUUUUUUUAAUCCCCUCCAGUGUAUAGAACUCAGUAGGUGCUUAAUAAAUGCAUGUACCCUGGCGCACACGCACGGACGCAGAUCUCCCCAUCGAGUCACAGUGACAAACGCAACCACGACCAUAGCGGUGUACAAUGUCAGUCACCUACAGAUACACACUCACACUCACAGAAUCGCACACAGAGGGAUUCAGUCAUACAUAUAAUCACAGUUACAAACACCGCCACGUGCACGCCAGUCACACGAGCCCCUUCGGGUCGUCAGAAGGGAACAAAAGCUCUUUCCCCGCCCCUCUCCUCCCCUCCCCGGGAUUCUCUCCCUUUUCCCCUCCCCCUCGAGGCUGGGAGGCUUUGUCCUCCCCUCAUUCUCCGCCUGAGUCCGAGAGGGUUUUAAGGCGGAGGCGGACUGGGCUGGGCUUGGGCCGAGGUGCGAGACCGAGGGGGUGGCGCUCCUGAGAGACGAGCCAGGUGAACUCCAGGAUGCCUGAGAGCCCCACCAACGAGGAAGCAGAGUCUCGCUCAGACCAUCCAGCUCGUGCCGUGCCCCAUGUUAGCUCUGACCAUGCCCAGCAUGCCCUGCGGACACUCAAUGUGUCCCGGCUCCGAGGUACCCUCACGGAUGUGGUCCUGCGGGCCGGCAACUGUGACUUCCCUUGUCACCGUGCAGCCUUGUCAGCUGGUAGCACCUACUUCCGGGCCCUGUUUGCUGGCGGUGGGCCCCAGGAGGAUAUGGUCCCCCUUCCGCAGGUCUCCCCAGGAGUCCUGGGCCUGCUCCUGGACCACCUCUAUGGGGCUGGUGUGAGCCUGUUGGAGGAGGAUGCAGCUGCUCUGCGGGCCCUGUCUGACCUGCUGGGGGUGAUUCCACUUCGGGAGGCCUGUGCCAACUUCCUGGAGGGCCGGCUUGGACCACAGAAUUGCCUGGCUUUUCUCAGGCUGGCUCAGACCUUCUCGAUGCCCUCGCUGGCAGAGGGGAGCCGCCGGCUGGUGCGCCAGGCAUUCCCAGAAGUCUCCCUCCAGCCUGAGUUCCUGGAGCUGGAGCUGGCCCAGGUGGCUGAACUGCUGGCAGAUGAGAGCCUUGUGGUUGCUAGAGAGGAGGCCGUGUUUGAGGCUGCCAUGCGCUGGGUGCGCCAUGACCCUCCUGCCAGACUCAGGCAGCUGCCAUGCCUGUUAGAGCAGGUCCGGCUUCCCCUGCUGGCCCCAGCCUACUUCCUGGAGAAGGUAGAGGCUGAUGAGAUGGUUCGGGCCAGCCGUGAGUGCUACCCGCUUCUGUUGGAGGCCCGCCAGUGCUUCAUCCUCGGGAGGGAGGGCAGCUCGUGGAGGGCAACCCCCAGGAGGUUUAUGGAUCUGGCUGAAGUGAUUGUGGUGGUUGGUGGAUGUGACAGGACCGGGCUCCUGACACUUCCCUUUGCUGGUGCCUAUCAUCCGUGGAGCCGCCAGUGGAAGACACUGCCUAGCGUGCCAGGCUGCACCAAAUCCGAGUUUGCCACGUGUGCCAUGAAGAACGAUGUCUACCUCUCAGGUGGCCACAUCCACAGCCGUGAUCUCUGGGUGUUCCGAUCUCAGCUGCAGACGUGGGUGAGGGCAGCUUCCCUGAAUGAGGGCAGAUGGAGGCACAAGAUGGCUGCUUUGCAAGGGCGGCUCUAUGCCAUGGGAGGCUUUGAUGGAGUCCGCCGCUUGAAGAGCGUGGAGUGCUAUGACCCUUUCUCCAAUACCUGGGCCCCCGUAGCCCCGCUCUUGGAGGCUGUGAGCUCAGCAGCCAUGGUGCCCUGCUGCAAUAAGCUUUAUGUGAUUGGAGGUGCUGUGGACAACACUGCCAACACAGACAAGGUUCAGUGCUUCGAUCCCAGGGAAGACAGGUGGAGCCUCCUUUCUCCAGCCCCCUUCACCCAGAGGUGCAUAGAAGCCGUGGCCCUGGAUGACACCAUCUACGUGGUGGGGGGGCUUCUGAGCAAGAUCUUCAGCUAUGAUCCACGCAGAGAUCUCUGGGCAGAGGCAGCUUCACUCCCUGGGCCCCUGGAGAGCUGUGGAGUGACUGUUUGUGGCAGGAGGAUCUACGUCCUUGGCGGUCGGGACUCGAGAGGACAAGGCACAGAUAAGACCUUCGCCUUUGAUCCGCUGAGUGGGCGCUUGGAAAACCAGCAGCCCCUACAGCGAUGCACCAGUGCCCAUGGCUGUGUCACCAUUCUUCAGCACUUGGGCCAGGGCCAGACCUACCCCAAAGGGCAGCGUAGGUCCAGUUGAGCCCAGAGCAAUACCUAGGGCAAAGCAAUGGAGACCAAGGCUACCCAGGCCUUUGGCCUCUGCUCCUAUCAUGUCUCCAUGUACAAAAAUCCAAUUAACUUAUCUUCCCCUUUUCUUACAGAAAUAAGACCUUAUUUUAAUUUCAUCCAUCCAAGCUGGCAAGUGUGUUAUUUCUGAGUGUGGACAAACCCUCUAGGAUUCCACUCCUU
Dromiciops gliroides (monito del monte) is the source of this 2974-nucleotide messenger RNA. It is a transcript of the gene KLHL35, whose product is annotated as kelch like family member 35. Gene Ontology annotation, molecular function: protein binding. NCBI's taxonomy places the organism in Eukaryota, Metazoa, Chordata, Mammalia, Microbiotheria, Microbiotheriidae. The transcript has 7 exons. Bases 1005 to 2765 code for a protein of 586 amino acids. The record is from RefSeq and is a predicted model, not a curated record.